AUGCCAGACACCAACACCCUCGACGCCCUUGCAGAGGCCCUCUCAGCCUCCCUCUCCUCCGCAAACCUCGUCCCCGGCCCCGCGCAAGCCCUCGUGCCCCCGGACUUCAAGCCCACCACCCGCCUCUCCAUCUCCUUUGACGGCAAGGACGUCGAGCUGGGCAACCUCUUUCGCGUCAGCGAGGUCAAGCUCGCUCCGUUCGUCUCCUUCGAAGCAGAGCCCAACGCCCCCGAAGACGCAUCCUACAUGCUCCUCCUCGUCGAUCCCGACGCGCCCACGCCAGACGACCCCAAGUUCGCCUUCUGGCGGCACUGGGUCCUCCCGGGCCUCAAGCCGCUGGCCGGCGCCGAGGGCAUCGUCGCCCAGACGAAGCCUGUCCUGACCGAAUAUCUCGCCCCCGGUCCCAAAGACGAAUCCCAACCACACAGAUACCUCUUCCUGCUCUAUCGUGAGCCGCAUGGCCUGGCAUUGACAAAGGAGGACGUAGGAGGCGAGGAGUUUGUGCAAAGGCGCUCCUUCGACCCAGUCAAAUUCGUCGAGAAGCAUCAACUACAGCUCGUCGGACUGAACUGGAUGAAGGGCGCCGGGGACGGCUGGAAAGAGUAA
Molecule: messenger RNA, 606 nt
Organism: Trichoderma reesei QM6a
Lineage: Eukaryota; Fungi; Ascomycota; Sordariomycetes; Hypocreales; Hypocreaceae
Exons: 3
Coding region: 1-606 (201 amino acids)
Biological process (GO): regulation of proteolysis; regulation of Ras protein signal transduction
Molecular function (GO): peptidase inhibitor activity; phospholipid binding
Source: RefSeq, a predicted model, not a curated record